This is a messenger RNA of Closterium sp. Naga37s-1, 954 nucleotides long. Lineage: Eukaryota; Viridiplantae; Streptophyta; Zygnematophyceae; Desmidiales; Closteriaceae. The record is from the annotation of a GenBank genome assembly.
AUGGAGCCCCAGCCGCGAAGUUUCAACGGAGUGGACGAGUCUCAGCUGCAUCUGGUGCGGCACGACACAUGCAAGCUGGAGAAGGUGGGGGGGCGAGGGGGGGAUGACUACGGUGCGUGGAGCCUCUGCACCAAUCACGUGCGGCCAGGUGGCAUCGUGUACUCGUUUGGCAUCGGCGCUGACGUGUCCUUUGACAACGGGAUGGUCAACCGCGGGCAUAAGCACUGUCCUCUGAGCGCGUGUAAGCCAUGUUCAGGCAACGCGACCACCACAGGACAGGUAGAAGAUGCGUUUGAGCUGACUCAAAGUCCUGCAGGAGCGCAGGUGCAAGCCAUGUUGAGGGACCACCAAAGCUCCCCCCCCUUAUUUUUCCCUUCUCACACCGGCGUCUCUUCCUGCGUCCCUCUCUUCUCGUUCCCUCCCCCGUCUCUCUCCCAGGUAUUCGGAUUCGACCCCACAGUCCCCCCGGAGCGCGUGCAAGCCAUGUUCAAGGACCAUCACAGUCGCGAUCAGCCGGCCGCCUUCCAGUUCCGUCAACUCGGCCUGGCCGGCACUGACGGCAUCGUCACCUUCUUCCACUCCAAGAACCCGCGCGUGCAGUCCAUGACGGCCGUCAAACCGGAAAAACUUGCCGGCCGGUUCGAGAGCCAGGGGAUGCCGGCGCCGGUGCUGCGAUUGCCAACGUUUAUGUGCGGGAACGGGCAUGGAUUCGUGGAUGUGUUGAAAAUGGACGUGGAGGGGGUGGAGUUCGACGUGUGCGACGCGUGGCUUCGCAUGAAAACGCCGCUGCCGUUCGGUCAGAUCUUGAUUGAGUUUCACGAUCGCAUGGUGACAGAUGCGAAAGCGCGAAAGGGCGCGUGCUUGCGCGCGCUGCAGCGAAACGGGUUUGUGGAGGUGUAUGUGAGCGAGAACUUUCAAGAAGCCACGUACGCUCGCAUGGCGCCUAAGGGAUGA